AUGAGAGGCACCGCCCUUGUCGCCGGGCUCGCGGCACUGCGUGCCGGCGCGGCCUACGCCGCAGCCACAUCCUACUGCCCCGUCCCUGGCCAAGUAUGCUUCCAAUGGGGGGUGCCCGAGGCCGCUGCCUCCUCUGGCUCCGGCAGCGUCUACAUCCAGAUCCGCGCGACGACGUCCUACGAGUGGGUUGGCCUGGGCAUCGGCGAGCACAUGAGCGGCGCGGACAUGUUUGUCGUGUAUGCUGACGGCGCGGGCAACGUGACGCUCAGCACGAGACGGGGCUUGAACCACGUCAUGCCCGUGUACGAGGCCAAUGCGGGCGUGGAGCUGCUUGCCGGGUCGGGCGAGACGGACGGCCGGAUGGUUGCGAAUGUGAAGUGCGGCAGCUGCUCCCAGUUGAUGUUGGGCUCGUCGAAUGCGUGGCUCAGCGCGUGGAAGCAUGGCGGCUCGUUGGGCUCGCGGGACCUCGACGCCCAGAUCGGCUAUCAUGACGGGCAUGCCUUGUUUUCCGUCGACUUUGCAAAGGCGACUAUUUCGUCGGACCGGAAUCCGUACGUCGGCGGCGGCGACGACGCGGGGAAUUCUACAUCUGGCUCUGGCGCAGGGCCAGCACCUGGCGGUGGUGUUGUCGUCGUGCAAGCCGACCCCAUCCAGACGCUCGUGAAUGCCCACGGCAUCAUCAUGUCUGUCGUCUUCGUGCUUGGGUAUCCCAUCGGCGCGAUGUUGAUGUCGCUCGUGGGCCGAUGGGCCAUCCAUGCAGGCUGGCAGCUCGUUGUAUUCUUGGCCAUGUGGGCGGGCUUUGGGGUCGGAUACACUCUCGCCCGUCGGACGGACCUGUUCUUUAGGCAGUGCCAUUCGCAGCUUGGCAUCAUCUUGGUCUGCCUCGUCAGUCUACAACCCCUCCUGGGUUACCUCCACCACCGACACUAUCUCAGGCACAAGCAGCGCGGCAUCAUCAGCUACCUCCACAUCUGGUACGGCCGCUCGCUCAUCAUCCUGGGAAUGAUUAAUGGCGGUCUUGGACUGCAGCUCGCUGGUCUUACUACUGAUAACCACGCCUUUAUUGUUGCGUAUUGCGUCGUGGUUGCGGUGGUUGCCGCUGCGUAUAUUGCUUGUGUCCUGCUCAAGGUGUGGCGGACGGGACGUAGAGCAGCGCCGGCGGGAAGUCCCAGGGAUAAUAAAAUGCACAGAACUGUGUCUGCGGCCACACAGCCUUAG
Molecule: messenger RNA, 1218 nt
Organism: Metarhizium brunneum ARSEF 3297
Lineage: Eukaryota; Fungi; Ascomycota; Sordariomycetes; Hypocreales; Clavicipitaceae
Source: RefSeq, a predicted model, not a curated record